Molecule: messenger RNA, 1521 nt
Organism: Leopardus geoffroyi (Geoffroy's cat)
Lineage: Eukaryota; Metazoa; Chordata; Mammalia; Carnivora; Felidae
Gene: CLNK
Product: cytokine dependent hematopoietic cell linker
Exons: 19
Coding region: 235-1521 (428 amino acids)
Biological process (GO): cell surface receptor protein tyrosine kinase signaling pathway; intracellular signal transduction
Source: RefSeq, a predicted model, not a curated record
CACAGGAAACACAACCUCAAACGGACCUAGCAGGGGCUUUCUGCUGAAGGACACUGCUUAGCAUUGAGAACAGUUCACCCCACUGCCUUACGGAUUACCAGCUGUCAGACGUCUCUGCAAUGCCGCCUCGGGAACCCCUCGCAGGACACCAGCAUCUCAGCACGGGACCUUGUGCACGGCCGCACUCUUCAGGCUGAAUUCAAGAUCCCACUUAUUCGUGAGGCACCAAGAACUAUGAACAGACAGGGCAAGAGAAGGACAACAAAAGAAGCUUCCAGUCAUUUGAAACUCCAGGACUUCGGUCUGCCAAAAAAUAGGUCAUGGCCUCGAAUCAACAGUGCCACCGGCCAGUACCUGAAUACUGAGGAGCCUCCUCCCUGUGAAAGAAAGUCUGCUGCAACGGGCCUGGAGGGAGCAAAAGACCUCAGAGAUGGCGACUAUGAAGACCCAGAACUUCGUAUGGUAGAGGCAUGGCGAACGAUAAAAAUUUUACCAGCCAGGCCUAUAAAGGAAUCUGAAUAUGCAGAUACGCGCUCUUUCAAGGAUAUGAUGGACACUCCCUUUUCCUUGGACGCCCAGCCCUCCGUCCCCACGGAGGGCCAACACUGGCACACACGGAUGGGGCUGGAAGAAGUGAACAAACAAAUUUCCAAGGAUUCCAGAAGCCAACACGUUAAAGGAGACAGACCCGCAAAGGAAAGCAAGACUCCUUUCCCACCUCCUCGGCCACCUGGCAUUCUUCCGAAGAAGUACCAGCCCCUGCCGCCCCAGCCGGAGAGCAGCUGGUCACCCCUCCCUCAGAGGCUCGCCUUUCCCGACGUCCAGAGAGAACCCAGACAGAUAAGCUUAAAGGACUUACAUGAGGUCCUCGGAACAGAGAGAGUCCCUCAUUGCCAGAUGAAGCCUGAAUCGAUUCACCUGUCACAAAAUCAAAGCACUCAAGAGACUCCUCUUGCCAUCACCAGCUCACCACUCGUGAUGAAAAACCAAAGUGCACAAAACAGAGAUCAUAAACACAGCACCCAGAUCCAUCCUCCCCAGAGAUGUCAGUCUCCAGCCCGCUAUGGCCCUCAGGAAACUUUGCCGCACUGUAAAAACACAGGCUGGAGAAAACCUUUCCCCACAAGUUCUGAUGAAAAGGAUGUCCCGCAAAACAACUGGUACGUUGGAGAGCACAGUCGCCAGGCAGCGGAAGAGGCAUUAAGGAGGGAGAACAAGGAUGGCACUUUCUUGGUCCGAGACUGUUCCACGAAAUCCAGGGCAGAACCCUACGUUUUGGUGGUGUUUUAUGGGAACAGAGUCUACAACGUGAAAAUCCGUUUCCUGGAGAAGAAUCAGCAGUUUGCCCUGGGGACAGGACUCAGGGGAGACGAGAAAUUUAAUUCGGUGGAAGACAUGAUCGAACACUACAAGUAUUUUCCCAUCGUAUUAAUUGACGGGAAAGAUAAAACUGGAAUCCGCAGGGUGCAAUGCUACCUAACACAGCCGCUCUCCUUCAGCAGAUGCUUCUCGCCGUGGUAG